AUGUUAGAUGCACUUAUUGAAGUACAUAAAAAUACAUGCUAAAAAGAAGAUUGUGUAUUUAGGAUUAAAAAACAAUUGAAUUAAAGAUUGGCAAAAUCAAAAGAUACAAAUUUAUCUUAAAGAGAUUACUAGAUACAAUUAUUAAUUGGGGAGAUAUAUUCAGGAUAUAUUAGAAGACAUUAGCAUAACGUAAGAUUAAGAAUAAAUUAUGCCUUUUAUUUACUUGAUUUUUUAAAAUAAAAAUAACAAUCUUUAAAUGAAUUGAAUUAAAUAGAAUUAUUAUCACCCAGCUUGGAUAAUGAAUUUAUAAUUUUUAGAUAUAAGAGGAUAAUUGAAGAUGAAAUGAACAUGUCAUAAAAUGAAACUCUAAAUGGUAAUUUAGAUGUAGCAACAGAAAUAGCAUUUUAAAAUAAUAUGAGAAGUUUUUAAAAUAAAAUAGAGAGAGCAACAUUAAUGCAUAUGGAUUUUUGGUCUUAAUUAUAAGAAGAUUCACCUGAUUUAGGUAAAAUGAAUGAUAUUGGAUCUAAAAUUAAUUUAGCUAUUACUUAAGUUGAAGAAUUAUGGAAUAAAAUGUAAAAAAUGACUUAAAAUUUACCUAAAGCUAUGAGAUUAUAUGCUAAAUUUAUUAUUGAAGUACUUUAAGAUAAAGAAUAUGGAGAAUCAUUAUUAGAUAAAUCUAAAUUAUUAUAAACAUAAAAUAAUAAAAUGAAAAAUAAAUAAAGUAUAUAGGUGUUUAGUAGUGAUGAUAUUAAUUUUGAACCAUUACCUACUUUAUUAGUGUCUACAUCACCUGAUAAAUUUACAUAAAUUUCUAAUUUAAAUUUAAGUGUUUGUAAUUUAUUAGGAUAUCAUAAGACAGAAUUGAUAAAUAGGAAAAUAAAUCUAUUGAUUCCAUAAAUAUUUGCUAAGUUUCAUGAUAAUUAUAUUGAAAUGUUUUUGUAGAGUAAUGAUUAAUCAAAAAUUGCAAAAGAAAGAUUAGUAUAUAUUAAAUUAAAGUCAGGUUACAUUAUGCCUUGUUAUAUAUGUAUGAAAGCAAUAUAAUCAUUUGAUGAAAAUAUUGUAAUUGUAGCUUAAUUUAGAACAUUACGUACCUUCAAAAUUGGAUGUUAUUUAAUUCUUAAUAGCGAUGAUGCAAUUGAAUGCAUUUCUUCAUCUUGUAUUUGCUGCUUAUUUAUAGAUUAAAAAAUGAUUAGCCAUAGAAAAAUCUACUUUAAUGAGUUAUUUCCAGACUAUAACAGGAAUGAGUAUUUAAAUAAGACAGGUUGUGUAAUAAGUUUGAACUUACAAUCCAAUCUAGUUUCAAACUCAAAUUAUCUAUAAUAUUAUAUUAAUGAAUUAGAAGAUCAGACAUAGAUUUUAUUUUAAAUAUAAGUUACUGAAAUUUCAAAUGAAUAUUAAGAUUAAAUUAUUGGAUAUGUAAUAAAAUUAGAGAAGGUGAGUAAUGAUUAGAGUUAAAUUUUGAGUCCUGAUUUAUAGCAAUAAUUAGUUGUACCGAAUUUAACUAUGAGCAAUUUUUAAUUUAAAUAUUUUGCUGCAAAAGCAUUAUAUCUUGGAGAAAACUAAGAAGAUGGAAAUUCAGCUAGAGUUGAUUAAACAGUUAUUUGGGAGCAAUCAUCUAGAUUGAGUGAAGAAACUCAAGUUGAAAAGAAGGAAAAGGUAGAGGAAGUAAAAGUUGAAAGAAUUAAUUAUGGAGAAGGAAUAAGAACAUUAAAAUUAUUUGAUAAUAGAAUUUAAGAUAUUGAAGAUAUUAGAAUGAGCUUUACAGAUUAAGAUGAAGUCUAACAUUCAAGUGUAUUUUAGAAAAAUUAAGAUAAUCCAGAUGAGAUUGAACAAGGCCAAAGGAAUAAUGUAUUUAGAAAUAGGAAAGCUUUAAAUUCUACAAUAAAUGAUUAAUAAAGACCUAAAGAAAUAGUACUUUUAAGUUGUAUCAUAAAUAUUUUGAUGGUGGCUGUUCUAACAUUAUCAUUUACAUCAUAUUUUUUAGGGUUGUAUUUGUUUGAAAAUAUUCAAAACUCAUUAAAAUUAAUUUAAUAUGCAAGUUUAAGAAAUCAAGAAAGUACUCAAGUUGUGAUGAAUGUUUAGAAUUUAGAAAUGUUGAGGAUUGGAAUAUGGAAUUUGACAGAAUCAGAAGCUAUUAUCUAUGAAAAUGAAUAAAGAAAUGAAUUAAAUAAUUCAAUUUUGGCAUUAACAGAUGCAAAUAAAAAAAUAAUGUUAAAUGAAUUAUAUAUAAAUGAAUAAAUUGAAGAAUUACAUUCAAAGAGUGUUGUAAAUGUUAGAAUUUCAAAAAAUAGUUUUUCUUAUUAUGAUUUAAUUGAAGCCACUUAAUAAAUAAUUAGUAAGGCUCUUAUAAUUAGAGAUAAGCCUUUAUAAAAUUUGACAUUAGAUGAUGAAGAUGCCACUUUUAUUACUUAUAAUUUACAUAAUGGAAUUAUAUUCUCAUAUCGUAAUGAGACAAGUUAAUAUUCUAAUGGAAUACAAGAAUUGACAGAGAAUAAUAUUAAAAUCUUUUUUAUUUUUUUAAUAGUAGCUGCAAGUUCCUUUUUUAUAUUAUUGAUAAUUAUUAUAAUUCUUAUAAUAUAGAUAAAUUAGAUAUAAGAAUAAAUAUUACAAUUAUUUAUGGAGAUUCCAGAAAAAACAAUUAAAUAUUUGUAUAACAAAAGUGAAAAUUUUAUCUCGAAUUUAUAAGUAGGUGAAGAAGAAGAAUUAUCUUCUGAUUUCAGUGAUGAAGAAUAAGAUGAACAUAAAGAACUCAGUAGAACUCUUAAAUCAAAGAGGAAGAAGAAAAUUUUUAAGAAUACAAAUUCAUAACACAGAACAUAAAUACUUAUAAUUACAUUUAUUCUCUUUAUUUUUUAAGGAUAUUUCUUAUUAAAUUAUUUUCUAAAUCAAGUUACUUAUACUAACUUGAAAUAGUAGAUACCAGAAUUAAAUGUUACAGCCAGAAGUGGAUCAUAUUAUAGAUUUGUUGAUAAUUGUGAAAGGUAACUAUUUCUAAAUAGAGAGGAACCAAUCCUUUAAGAAGAUUCAUACUCUAUUGUAAUUAAUAAUAUACAAUUAAACUAUGAAGUCGACUCUGAUUUACAUUAAGAACAUGCAAAGAACUCAGAAAUAAUGAAUUAAAAUUAUUAUGACACUUUUUAAUAAAUUUUCAUGUUGAAUCCUUGUGAAAAAUUUGCAAAUAAAGGAUUUACAUAACUUGAAUAUUGUGAAACAUUUGCAAAUGGAUCUAUUUCUUAAGGUAUGGCAGUAGCAAUAGCAAGAUAUUUUGAGAACAUAAGGUACAUAAUGACAUUUUAUGACAUGUUUUAUGGAUAUCCUGAGGUUAAUUUCAGUAUUGUUGCCAGAGGUUGGGGUAGAUUUCGAAAUAUCACUAAUAACUCUGACAAUGUAACUAAUUAUAUCUAUAAUUUGAAUAAUUUCAAACAGACUACAGAAUCACGUAUUAUGCAAAAUAUAUUUUUAAAAGGUAUAAAAAUUAAAAUUUUUAAUUAGCUGCUUUUCGAUUUUUAUUAGAUGAAUUUUUGGCUGCUUUGAAAUAUGAUAUUGAAGUAACUCAAACUUAAUUAUUGGCAAUAUUUAUCGUUUUUGAAGUGCUGAUAUUUUUUGUGUAUUUCAUAGUUUGGUUACCAGCUUAGAUGAAAAUGACAAGAGACAUUUGGAGAACCAAAGGAUUGAUCUUGAUGAUUCCAUUACGUGUAAUAUAAAAGGUUAAAAUAAUUAAAUCCUUCAUUGGCGUUUUGAUUCACAGCUAAGAUAAGUGA
Messenger RNA from Paramecium primaurelia, 3761 nucleotides. Lineage: Eukaryota; Ciliophora; Oligohymenophorea; Peniculida; Parameciidae. The record is from the annotation of a GenBank genome assembly.